Molecule: messenger RNA, 907 nt
Organism: Pseudogymnoascus destructans
Lineage: Eukaryota; Fungi; Ascomycota; Leotiomycetes; Thelebolales; Thelebolaceae
Exons: 2
Coding region: 155-907 (250 amino acids)
Biological process (GO): mRNA splicing, via spliceosome
Cellular component (GO): catalytic step 2 spliceosome
Molecular function (GO): protein binding
Source: RefSeq, a predicted model, not a curated record
GGUGAGUCUAAGCGCGAGGCUCUGGGUUUUAUGUAUUCAAUUGAGAGCUGGGUGAGGGAAGGGAAAGAGAUUGGGAUUUUGACGCUGCUGCUGUGUCGUUUUCCUUGCGGGCGGGGCUAUACUUACUUGUAACCAGCAAACCGCACCUCCGAAAAUGACGACGACGACGCCCUUCCCAUCCACCCCCAUCGCCUCGCUCCCAGGGACGCCCUACCCCAUCCACGCGCUCGCCUACUCUGCCGCCCCCGCGGCAUAUAUCCUCACUGGCUCGGGGGAUAGGGCGAUACGGCUGUAUAACCCAUUUCCUGCAAGCAGCGGGCCGAGGGGCGCGGUGCAGCCGGGGAAAUUGGUGCAGACGUUUGAGGCGCAUGGGUAUGAGGUGUUGGAUUUGUGUGUUGCUAGUGAUAAUGCGAGAUUUGCAUCCUGCGGCGGCGACCGCUCCGUCUUCCUUUGGGACGUAGCGACCGCAAAAACAACUCGGAGGUUCGGUGGCCAGCACGGCCAUACAGCGCGUAUCAACACCGUAGCGUUCGCGGGUGUGGAUGAGAGUGUACUCGUCUCCGGUUCCUUUGACGCCAGCGUGCGGUUAUGGGACGCGAAAGCCUCAUCAAUGAAACCCAUCCAAGUCCUCUCUGAAGCGCGCGACGCCGUUCAAGUUGUCCUCGUCUGCCCGGCACGGCCGGCGGAGGUUCUGGCGGGCAGCGUGGAUGGGCGGGUCCGCUGCUAUGAUAUCCGCAUGGGGAGGUGCGUGACGGAUGUUAUUGGGGAGCCUGUGACUAGCCUCUGCGCGACGGGGGAUGGGGAGGGUGUCCUUGUCGGGUCGCUUGGGGGGGUGAGGUUGAUGGAUCGAGGGAAUGGGGGGAGUUUGAUGAGUUAUGAUGGCGCGGUGGGGGGGAGUUUAGGGUGA